Acipenser ruthenus (sterlet) is the source of this 4305-nucleotide messenger RNA. Its product is annotated as protein boule-like. Lineage: Eukaryota; Metazoa; Chordata; Actinopteri; Acipenseriformes; Acipenseridae. Gene Ontology annotation, molecular function: RNA binding. The record is from RefSeq and is a predicted model, not a curated record. The coding region runs from base 404 to 1495 and encodes 363 amino acids. The transcript is spliced from 12 exons.
CAACUGAUACUGGAGAGGAAUGCUACUGCUGGAUUUCAGAGCCCUGUGUCAGUUAGUCUCUCUCUCUCUCUCUCUCUCUCUCUCUCUCUCUCUCUCUCUCUCUCUCUCUCUCUCUCUCUCUCUCUCUCUCUCUCUCUCCCUGACCCAUGGAGAAGGAACUACCCGUUUUCCAAGACUGACCCGCGCCACACAGCCACUGUUCACCCAGCAGCCCCCUGAGCACCUGAACGGGGUUCGAACAACCCAAAGAGCGGGGAGCGAAGGGAGGCCAUUGAAGAGUGUUGGACCGACCCGGUACAGAACUUCAGUUCAUUAUCAUUUAUUAUAAUAUUUAAAUAUAUAUAUAUAUAUAUAUAUAUUUACAUAUUACGACUCACAGUUAGGCAUCCCAUUUAUCGAUCCAAUGAUGGAAAACGAAAUCACACAGACGAGCAGUCAGACCCAGACUGGCUCGCUGUCCCCCCCGAACGGCAUGCCCCCCAGCCCCGGGAACCACGGAAACCCCACCAGCGCCCCCCGCUAUGGCACUGUCAUCCCCAACCGCAUCUUCGUGGGGGGCAUCGACUUCAAAACCAAUGAAAACGACCUGCGCAAGUUCUUCUCUCACUAUGGGGUGGUGAACGAGGUGAAGAUAGUCAACGACAGGGCCGGAGUCUCCAAAGGGUACGGAUUUGUGACGUUUGAGACACAAGACGAUGCGCAGAAGAUACUGCAGGAGGCUGAUAAGCUCUUCUUCAGAGAUAAAAAGCUGAAUGUCGGCCCGGCCAUCCGCAAACAGCAAGUGGGGAUCCCCUUUGCUGGAUUCCCUUUCUCAGGCUCGAGCCCCAGUGUGACCCCCCCUGCCCAGGCCACCAUGUACUUCACCACCUCCACAGGGUACCCCUACACCUACCACAACGGAGUGGCAUACUUCCACGCCCCUGAAAUCACCUCUGUGCCACAGCACUGGCCUCCCCGCUCCAUCUCCAGCUCCCCAGUCAUGGUCACACAACAGGCUCAGCCAGUGUUACAGCAGCCAGCUUGUCAUUACCAGGCUCCUACCCAGUGUCUUCCAGGCCAGUGGCAGUGGAGUCUCCCGCAGGUAUGGAGCCCCUGUAGAUGCACCACAUCCCCAGCCCCGGCCGUGCCUGUUCUCUACAUGCAGGCCUCUGAUAUCCUGUACCAGACCCAGGAGCUGUCGCAGGACGGUGGCUGUGCGCCCUCCAUCCUGCCCAUGCUGGAGGCCACGGUCCCCGAGGCGUUCCCGGAGCACGGUAUGCAGCCAGCGUACCACCAGGUGUUCACACAGAGCCCCGUCUGUAUGCCGCAACCACCCGUCCUGCAGCAGGAACCAGUGAAGGAUCAGAGGCUGCACGCUAUGCACAGGGGGUUCUCACAGUCUCCCAUGGGGCUGAAGCCCCGCUACACCCGCAGCUCGCACUACCACAGCCACAAGGACUACCGGCCUGAAGAGUCCAUCCUCGCCCCCCCAGCCAGCACUGAGUCUCUCAACUAGAGCGGGAUGGAGGAGGAACCAGGGCCUCCGAGCUGCUCCUUCACCACGCACACGCUGGGGUUCCACUGGUCAGGGGGUCCGUUAGGGGGGCUCAGACACUGCAGAGAAGGAGGUACAGAAAAGCAGGUGUAGGUAGCAAAUCUCGUCACUCUGUUUUGUUAAAAGGCUGACGGGGUGAUUUCAGUAAAACCUAUAUAUAUAAAGGCACCUGCUAUUAGCAGCUGCAAAAUCCGAGUGUAUGGCGUGAGUGACCGAGGCAUGUUCUUUAAUAAACUGUAUAAAGCGGCCUGUACCGGUCGCUGAUCACUCCCUUUGGUGAUUGUUAAGUCAUGUUUCAUUGUUUUCAUGAAAAUGUGCUAAAAACCAACAACAAAAUUUGUGCUUAUGAAACUUUAUUAAAAUCAUCAGAACAGUGCUCUGUUAAAGGCAGGUUAGCUGCACUGUACAACUAGAAUAAGCUCCAAAUUCAGAGCACUACAAUAACCACAGUUUAACCUGUUUGACUGUAUGCUUUCUUCGUACUCAUUUACUGCAUUUCCACUGCAGUCGUCUUGUUUCACAGGGCAGAAUCUAGUUCAGUUGUAUGCGUUUUUCCUGUCAAAAAAAAAUUGUGCUCAUGACCAGUUGGAGAAAUGAGCUUUUGAGAAUGUAACUCUUAAAGAGCCAGUAUGACAUUCACUAGGUUCUAACAGUACCUGUAAGAUGUAGUGGACCUUGUUGUGCUGUUUCCUAUCUUCCCGGAUCACGACAGUAGCCGCUGUGGUUGUAAGCGGAGGUCAGAACCACAGUGUUGGGUUGUCAUCUCAUGCCCUGGCCCUAACUGAUCAUUCCAAAAUAAUAGAAAAAAAAGAUUUUAAAAAAAUCAACCAACUUUUUCUAUAUGUUGUGGCAGCAAGAAAUAAAACAGAACAGCAUUUAACUGUAUUAUUAUAAUGACUACAAGAUUAUAAUAACUGUGAGUGUAGACUAGACAGUAUAUUUUGUAUUGCUUAGAUUUAUCCUUUUAUUCUUGACUGUGGUGAAGACCAUGGGUUUUGAAAACACAUCUCUUAAUUCAUACAUUGCAAAUGUUUAUACCAAACAUGAUUCAAAGAUUGUAACCAAAGUGUCGUUGUUCCUCCACAGAAGGUGGCAGCAUUUGAAUGGCAGGUUUCUUCUGCGGUAAGCAGGUCAGUCAUUAGUUAUAGACAUAAAACUAAUGACUGUGUGUGUUAUUUCAAGUGGCACGUUGAUGACUGGAAAUGUAGUUCCUGGAUCUAAAUAAAAAAUACACGGUUUCAUGUACAACAUUAGGAAAGUUAAACUAUGAUACUGGAUCUUUAAGAGUACAGAUCUGGUCAGUUAAAAUGCUUUUGAAAAAAGAAAACUAUACAGACAUUAUAGAAACCUGGUAGACUGGAUUGGUUUAGAAAACAGUUCUUCAGAAUACAACAAAAUUCUGAGAGCAGUUUUGAAGACUUUUUCCCAGAUUUGUUCCUGCACUGCCUGUGAAUAAAACUCUCCUACCUAGCCCCCUGAUACCAGUGAGCCCCAGUAAUCCCUGUGUGCGCUGAGCUGCAAUCGAGAACCAAGGAGAGGGUCCGUCUCCAUGACCUGCCUCGUAAACUACUGAGCCUGUAACAAUUCUACCUUCUAUUCCCUUGUUUACACUGCCUGGUGGGUGAAGGCUGGUGCAGGCACUACGCUUGCGUUCUUUACAACAUUGAAUGUGUUUUACUAAACUGCAGGGUAGUGUGCCAGGGCAUAACCAAAUUGCAUGAAUACUCCUUUCUUAGCAAUAGAUUCACUUUUUUAUUUGUAACUCCUAUACCUUCAUGUGUAAACAGAAUCUUUCAGUAUAAGCACAGCAUUACAGACUGCUGUGCUGUCAAGCUCCUUACAUCACAAUCGUGGUUACACCCCCCCUUGCACACUACCCUCUAAGCUUUCUGGUCAUAUCAGCCUUUGUUGUGUCAGCUGAUUCAUUUGGUGAGAAAUUGACAAGAGCACAAACAUCUUACAAGCAUUGAUUGGCUGUCUUGAAAGCUAGGUAGUUUAAAAAGAAAUAUGAAACUGCUUGUUCUGUAGAAGCUGUAUAUUAAAAUAAGUAAUGGAAAUGUUUGUGGAGAGGUCUGUCCCACUCCACUUAGCAACAGAAAGAGGUGCAGCCUCAACGUUGAAGAGUGGUCCCCUUUCUUAAAGAACAAGGAGCUCGGAAAGGACUAGUUUUUAAUGGACGCAAUUCUGUACGGUUGGAAUCAUUUUUUUUUCACAAAGAUUUUAAACCCUAAAUUAAAGAAAUAAUUUAAACCCUAAAUUAAAAUUAUAUAUAUAUAUAUAUAUAUUCAAAGAUUUUAAAUAUGCAUGUCAGGAGUAAAAUGUAGUAAAUAUUUAUUUCACAUCAAAGGAUUAAAACCAGUCCUUACCCAGCUGACAAACAUUUCCAGACUUUCAGAAAAUUCUUAAUGCCAAUAAAGUGUGUUUUUCAGUGUUUGAAAAGUAUGUCAAAUAGACUUCAGAGGAUUUUCUAGUUUUCAAAAACAUGAUGAACACUAAUGAGACACUAGCCAAAACAUUUGUCUGCUUGAAAAAUAUCAUUUUAGAUUUCAGUGAUCUUUGCUCUUUAAGAAAUUGGUAAAGUACAAUGGAAUACAAAUCACCAGAAAAGGAAGGCUUAAUUAAAAAAAAAAGAUAGAUGUAUGAGUAAAGUCUUUAAUAGAUUAUUUUUUUUCUUGAUAAAAUAACUGCUUUUUGUAUUUGUAUGACGUUGAAUGGAUAGAGUAUAGAUUGGGUCUAGUUUUAGGACUGAUUUGGGCACUGCUAAACUGAAA